Molecule: messenger RNA, 732 nt
Organism: Cordyceps fumosorosea ARSEF 2679
Lineage: Eukaryota; Fungi; Ascomycota; Sordariomycetes; Hypocreales; Cordycipitaceae
Product: Dephospho-CoA kinase
Exons: 1
Coding region: 1-732 (243 amino acids)
Biological process (GO): coenzyme A biosynthetic process
Molecular function (GO): dephospho-CoA kinase activity; ATP binding
Source: RefSeq, a predicted model, not a curated record
AUGCUCCUCAUCGGCUUGACCGGGUCCAUCGCGACGGGCAAGUCGACCGUUUCAUCACUACUAUCCUCCCCGCCGCACAACAUCCCCAUCAUCGACGCCGACCUGCUCGCGCGGCAGGUCGUCGAGCCCGGGACGCCCGGCUACGCCGCCAUCGUGCGACACUUCGCCGCGACCACGCGGCGCGUGUUCGGCGAGACCGAGGCGCUGCGCCGCGACCGCGCCGCGCUCAACGCCAUCGUGCAUCCGGCCGUGCGCCGCGCCAUGUUCCGCGCCGUGCUCGCGUGCUACCUGCGCGGCUGCUGGGCCGUCGCGCUCGACGUGCCGCUGCUGUUCGAGGGCGGCCUCGACCGCUUCUGCGGCGUCACCGUGGUCGUCGCCGUCCGCGACCCCGAGGUGCAGCUGCGCCGCCUCGCCGCGCGCGACCCGCACCUGAGCCGCGAGGACGCCGAGAACCGCGUGCGCAGCCAGGGCGACGUUCGGGAGAAGGCGGCCCGCUGCGAGGCCCGCGGCGACGGCCGCGGCGUCGUGCUCUGGAACGACGGCUCGCGCGAGGAGCUCGCGGCCAGCGUGCACGAGGCCCUCGCGAAGCUCAAGGCGCAGAACCCCCCGUGGUGGUCCUGGACGCUGCUGGGGGUUCCGCCGCUGGCCGCGCUCGUGGCUGCGUACAGGAUCUGGCAGAACGGCCGCAUCAAUCGGCAGUGGCACGAGAGCAAACGGACGAGCAAGUUGUAA